AUGAAAGCUGACGCACAUUUUGCCUUGGCAGCCAACAACGAGGAGCCGCCUCUGAUAUGCUCCCUGGACGGGCACGAAAAAGUGCUGAGGUACCCAGAGCUCCUCUGCUCGCACAUCGUGUUCCUGUCGGCUGUGGUGUUGAGCGCCAGCGAGGUAAAGCCGGCCGAGGGAUUGGACGCCGGCUUCCGGCGAUUCAAGGAUCUCAGGAGGAUUUACGGUCGCGUGAAAAAGCUGUUGUCCUUCAACGUGGCCGAGAUUGACGCUUUCAGCAUGGAGGACAUACACAAGGCCUACCUCACGAUUGCCAGCGACUGGCUUGACGGCAUCGACAUCCGCUAUAUUAGCGGCAAUGAGCGGAAACUCAAUCUCUUCAAGGAUCUGCGCAAGCUGGCCGACGGCCAGGGCUAUAUCAUUCACGGCGUCUUCGACAGCGUCAAGAUGGACGCGAUGAAGGACUUCCAUAUCGCCACACUGCGGGUGUACAAGGAGCUGACGCCACCAGGUCCCUUCAAGGCUGUGUCGCCGCAGCAGACUGAAGACGUCGAGAAAGGCGUCAGUGCGUACGAGGCGGCGGUAGCUGGUGCCAAGCUAGAUACUUAUGGAAACCACUGCAUCGCCUUCACGCUGGCUGCCGUGCAGUACAACGGAGCGAAGGCACUGGGCGAUAACGCCGCAGACUUCGCUAAGGUGCCGUACUGCUCGGACGAAUAUGAGAGAAAAGGCUCCGCCAUGAAUCCAAAUGGCCAUUCUCAUUUUGUGCGGAACGAUAAAGCCGACUCACUGUUCGUAUUUGAGGUACCCGAAGAUUUUAAGAACAAGGUCAUGAAGAUCGGCCGUUUGCCGAAUGCUUGCCUAGUCAUCGAUGACGUCUACUACGAUAGGCACACGUGCACCUGCGACGAUACCAACUUUAAGCUGCUGAAGACCGCGCGCAGGGUGUUGUGGCAGAGCCUGAGAGGCUAACGUUGAGACGGAGCGGUUCAACUCUCAGAACUAUUGAAUGCCACCGAAUGCCACUAGCGCG
Rhipicephalus sanguineus (brown dog tick) is the source of this 1024-nucleotide messenger RNA. RefSeq lists its product as uncharacterized. The coding region runs from base 1 to 963 and encodes 320 amino acids. Lineage: Eukaryota; Metazoa; Arthropoda; Arachnida; Ixodida; Ixodidae. The record is from RefSeq and is a predicted model, not a curated record. The transcript is spliced from 7 exons.